CAGUCUUCGAGCGAACGAGGGCGCGUUAGCAACGGCCGCACAAAAAUACACGCGUCCUAAGUCGAAACGCGCGUAUAGGUAUUGCCGUGAACCUGCACAACAAAGUUGAAUGCCCCGUGUUUAUCGCAGCAAAGCCUCCUCUAUUGUAUACCUAGUUAGUUAUAUCGCGGGUGCCCCUAACCCAUAGUGAAUAUGCACUUGGAACUUUGUCGUCCCAACCAAAGAUUUUUCAACUGAUCAGGACCAAAAACCGCCAUCAUGAACUGCUUUUGCUCAAAAUCGAUAUCAGUGCACUGUAAAAUAGUGUUCCUAGAUGAAACUGAGUUGGUGCACGAGUUACAGAACAACUCUAGAGGACAAGCCUUGCUGGACAUAGUGUUUAGACACCUGAACCUGCUGGAAACCGCGUAUUUCGGACUUCGAUACCUGGAUCUCAACGGACAAACGCACUGGUUAGACCCAUCGAAGAAGUUGAACAAGCAAAUCAAAGGUCCCGAUCCUUACACGUUGUAUUUCGGGGUUAAGUUCUACGCGGCUGAUCCUUGCAAGUUGCUGGAGGAGAUAACCAGGUAUCAGUUCUUCCUGCAAAUCAAGCAGGACAUCCUGCAAGGGCGACUGUUGGUGCCUUUCGAGCUGGCUGCGGAGUUAGGGGCGUAUAUAUUACAAUCAGAGCUGGGCGAUUAUGAUCCCAGGCGGCAUAGCCCUGGAUACGUGUCGGAGUUCAGAUUUCUACCCAAUCAGAGUGUGGAGUUGGAGAUGAGGAUGGCCGAGCUGCAUCAGACGUUGGUGGGGCAACUUCCAUCGUCAGCAGAGAUAAACUACUUGGAUAAAGUCAAAUGGUUGGAAAACUACGGGGUGGAUUUACACCCAGUGUUAGGUGAAGACCACGUGGAAUACUUCCUAGGCUUAACCCCGAGCGGUAUCAUAGUGCUACGCAACAAAAACACAGUAGGUAAUUACUACUGGCCGAGGAUAACGAAAAUAUACUUCAAGGGGAAGUAUUUUAUGCUCCGCGUGACCGAUAAAAACAACGACGAGUGCACCUACGGUUUUGAAACGCCCUCAAAGUCUGCCUGUAAACAUUUAUGGAAGUGCUGUGUGGAACACCACGCGUUCUUCAGAUUAGUGCAAGUUACACCGACUAGUCCUGACAUUUUCGCUUUGGGGUCCAGGUUUAGAUACAGUGGUCGUACGGAAAAGCAGGCGGUCCGCGACGCCCAAAUGAAGAUCCGAUCUCCCCCCGCAUUCUCCAGAACCCCAUCGAGGAAAUUCCAAAGACGUUACAACGAGCGAAACAACCAGGAGCAAAUUCAGCCGGUGGAAAAGCCCAACGCGCCAUCGCAGUUCCACCCGCAGGAAGUAAAACACAUAUCGCUGCCGCUGCCGGUGGAGAACUUCGAAAACUCGCCCUAUAACACUCAGAGCGGCAAAAAGUUCGAUUCGCCGCGAAGCACGAGGAGCGCGCCCUGGUCGCAGCCGCACAGCAAAGGGCUGUACAACAGCUCAGCGCCGCCCAGCCCUAGAUCGGUGCGAUCGGGUCGCUUCAGAUCCAGCAGUGUUGACAGCCAGAGCUCCAACGACUCUAGGUCUUGCAAGAAGAGACGACACAGAUCGAAAACGUCGGACAACGAGAGCGAGUUGUCGAAAAGCUCGUCGAGAUCGCGCCGGAAGCACAGGAGAAGGAAGUCGCGGAGCAAACGCGACAGCGGUUCCGAAUACGAGUCCAAAUCGCACGACAGACGGAGCAGGAAGUCCGACAAUUACUACGAGCUGGUGGAUUCUCAGAACCAAUGGCAAGAAGUGCAGAAGAACGAGUUGGCGAACAUUCAGCAAGCGAACGUUGUCAGAAACAAGUCUCAUGACCGUCGAGCCACCUCUACCGACACGUACAACAGACAACACAAGCACAGAAAGCACAGAUCCAGAUCUAGAUCGCCGGGAGAUGCCAAAUCAAAGUCGUGGCUUAACGAGGAGCUUAAAAAACAUCUAGAAUUCGAUCUCGUGGAUACAGGCGGGAUGAGUGCCUUGCAGCUGAAAGAAAUACCGUACACGACAGUCCAAACAAACUUCUCCAAGCACGUUAAACUGAAAGGUAACAUUAACAAGACUCCCACCGAGGAUAAAACAACAAGAAUGACCAACAAUCAUUCCCCGUAUCUGCACCAAUAUCUCGAUAAAAACCCUCUGUACACCCAACACCACAGCUACUUGAACGAAGCGCUUACGAACUUCUCGUACCCAGAGGAUACCAACAGCAACUCGCUAAUAGGUCUUCCAGACCCAAUACAACCUUCAGGGUAUUACAACAGCAAUAUCAACGGUAUAUACAACGGCCACGACAACAGUAAUUACCACAGAAAUCAUCAGAACCAUCAAAACCAUCACGAGCAUUCUGAUUCUGGGUUGGGUAUCGAUCAGGACAUCGACAUCAAGAAGAGUUUGCAGCAGAAGAUCAUAUAGCAAAAGUUGAGGAGGGUCCGCAAUAGGCCCUAAUGAGGUUGUUACCAAAUUAUAGAACCAUUGUAUAUAGAUUUUCAACUAAGGAGAAUAUUUGGAAAUAUUUUUCGUUAGUUACUGUUUCUUUGCAUGUGAUAAUAUACCUUAGUAACCUUCUGAAGAAUGGAGCUGUUUGUUUACAUACUUUUGUUAGAGAAUGAUAUCAAAAUGAUUAUUUCGAUUUUGGUUACAAUACUGUACUCAAAUUUCGUUUGGUAAAGACAUAAUAUAUACAGCUAUAAUGAUAUUCCAAGGUCUCGUAUUAAGAGUUCAAUAAUUUAUCACCAUACGUUUUUUUAUAUUUUUUAAAGCAGCCAUCAAAAUAUAGUUAUAUUUUCUUUUAGAAGGCGAACAGGCUAUAGGUAUUAGGGUGUUUCUAAAAAAAGCUAUAUCGUUUUUUUACGAUCUAACAAAAAUUCCUUAGGUUAUACUGAAAUAAAAAUUCAGUACAACCCAACCCUUAUAAGGAAAUUAUAAUUUCAAUUUUACUAGGUUUCUUACCGAUUAUUUUGUCUCAACAAUAAACAAAGUACCUAAGCUAGUUGAAUAAUAACAAUAAUUUUCCGCCAGUGAAACUAGUGAAACAAUGAAAAAAGAUAAUUGUAAAUAAUAAAUUAGAGCUAUAUUUUACACACUCUCAUAAAUAUGAUUUUAAAUAUUGUUAACAUACUAAAUUAAAGGCAAAUGCAAACUUAACCUCAAAACCAAAACAAUCUGUCAAUACCAUUAAGUAUAGUUCACACUACGAUUCGUACUAUUUUUUCAUUGCCAUUGUGGAUUAAUGUUAGAACAAAAAAAACUAUAUCUUUUUUUACCACCCUGCUCUCAAAAAUAUAUACUUAUAUACCAUUUAUAAACUUUAUAUAAAGGUUACCUACUACUAUUUAGCACUUUUUAAAACAUUGUACUGUACAUUUAUAAAUGUGUACUUUUUAGACAUUUGAGUAAUUAAUUGUAUUUUAUAAAUCAAUUUGUGUUGUAAAAAAAUGUGAAAGUGAAAUGAUUGUUAAAUUAUUUAAUGUGUAAUGUAAUUUUUGUGUAAAUAUGUAUAAUACUUGACUUGAUUUGCAAAAUCUUUUUAUACUUUUUUGUAAUGGUGUAAUUUAUAUGUCUUUAGUAGAGAUAAAUGAG
Brassicogethes aeneus is the source of this 3627-nucleotide messenger RNA. The record is from the annotation of a GenBank genome assembly. Lineage: Eukaryota; Metazoa; Arthropoda; Insecta; Coleoptera; Nitidulidae.